GACGCUAUAAAGCUGCUCUGUUGGUUGCUCUUGUCAAAAGUGCUGAAGAUGUGAGGAGGAACUGAGGAACUGAGGAACUGAAGGAACUUUCACACGUUCACGCUUCCGUUCUGCUGGAUUUCGGGACAAACUCCUCGCUGAUUUAUUCUUCAUUUUUUUAAAAAUUUUAUUUAUUUAUUUUUUUGCAUAUUUUAGUUCUGUUUCUGCGCAGCUGCUGACUCCUGAUAUAUUUGGUUUUUGUCGGUUGUAGAAGAAACGUCUUUCUUCCUGACCAGCCUGCACUUCAGAUUAACGCCAUUUAAAAAGAAAAAAGACAAGAAAAGAAAAGAAAAGGAGACCGUGUGGAAACAGUUUCGGUAGAGUGUGUGUGUGUGUGUGUGUGUGAGAGAGAGAGACGCCGCUGUGAUGGGCGCGUGUCCCGCAGGCUCGGUGUCCGCGCCGCACCGGUGCGGUUCCCGCUGCACGCUCUUCCUCCUGCUGCUGCUGCUGUGUCUGGUGUGCGGGGCGACGGGGACCUGGGGACCCGGACUGUACAGCUACCAAACCGGGACCUCACUCAACAAAGACCCGAGCAAAAGGAACUGGUGUCCUCAGACCGUGACUAAGACAGUGACGUGUCAGGUGCAGAAUGGGACGACUUUACAGCGGGUUUAUCAGACGUGCAGGUGGCCACAGGGUUGCUCCAGCGGCAGUUACCGUACAGUGGUCCGGCCCUCCUUUAAAGUGGUGUAUCGCACUAUCACAGCUCUGGAGUGGAAGUGCUGCCCCGGGUUCAGUGGAGCGCACUGUGAGGAAGGUUCUGCGAGCGGUAAUCUGUUGGCUCAAGAGGCCGUGAGAAAACAGGCAACUUUCCGCAAGUCGGCAUUACCCAAGCCCACAGAGCAGCUCUCCAGUUGUCUAAACUGCAGUCGUAUCACGGCUCUCACCGAUCGGCUCAGCUCUCUGGAGGAAAAGGUCCAGCUCCUUUCUGCACACAGACCCGCCCCGUCUAAAGGUGGAGACGACCCUGAGUCCUCCUCCCUCAUGGGGGCUCCACCUGCCAGAGGAGCUCCAGGAGCACAGGGUCCUGCAGGUCCACAGGGUGAACGAGGCAGGGAUGGGAUACCGGGUAAAGACGGGAAACCGGGUUCUCAGGGUCUGCCCGGGCCGAAGGGGGAGGCUGGAGUGAGGGGACCGUCAGGUGCUCCAGGGUCUCGUGGAACAACAGGACCAGCAGGUCCUCGGGGACCACCGGGGCUUCCAGGAGAGAGGGGUUUACCUGGACCUCCGGGACCGCCCGGACCUCCCGGACCCCCGGCCUCUGGCUCAGAAGACAGUGAGAAGAAAAACCUGCUGCUGUCCAACAGUUUCCCCGACCCUCGACUGGUUCCUGCUCAGGGACCUCAGGGACCUCCGGGGCCCACAGGACCCCCAGGAGCCCGAGGCCCAGCCGGACCCCCAGGCCCUAUCGGACAAAGUGGAAAGCCAGGUUCCCCCGGUGUACCGGGACCCACGGGACCGAAGGGAGAGCGAGGAGAGAGAGGACCUCUGGGAUAUCCAGGAGAGAGGGGCUUCAAAGGAGAGCCGGGUGAGCCGGGACCGAAGGGUGAACCGGGGGAGAAAGGCCUUCCGGACGUUAGUUUGAAGAUGUUGCAGGACUUGCAGGCUGACCUGGAGCUGCUGGCUCGCAGGGUGCAGCUGCUGGAGGCGAUCGUCUGGCCAGAGCCUGACGGAGGAUCCGGAGACGGCCCGUUCAGCACCCCGUCUACGGACUUCUUCCGGAACAAGCGGGCCGGCGUCCCGCUCUUCCGGGUCAAACCUCCGUCCUUCCUUACCGAGUCUAAAAUCCGAGGGAAGUCCUAAAGAGUCAACCUCUCAUCCAGCUUGGACUGGCAAACCCUCACGAGUCCCUAUAACACGUACCGUCCUACAGAUCCACUCACUAACUCUGGAACAUACCAUUGAAUAAGGAAGGGGGGGAAACACCUCAGGGAAAGAACCAAGUGGUGCUGUAGAAGUUCACCAUCUCAACUGGAAGUCAGUCUUUAACUUCAGUCUCCCUUUUGCUUGCAUAAAACGAAGAAAAGGAAACAAACAACAAAAGAGAAAUGUACAGUCAUUCUAACGGUGCUUGAGUAACGAUUAUACGAUUUGGGACAAUAAGGGGACGAUACAAGCUGGUACACAUGACGGAGAAGAACAUCAGGUUAUUAUUCGCUGAAGUCGCUAUAUAUCUAUUUUAACGGACCCCUUAGGGAAGCUAGGAAAUGUAUCGUAUGUAGGAAAACGUGUAUUCACUAUUCAUUUUUCAAACAUUUAAGCAAUAAGUUAGUUAUCCUCCCUAGCAUUAAAUGCACUAUUUUAGAUGUUUUUUUUUUUAUUCUAGAGAA
Pangasianodon hypophthalmus (striped catfish) is the source of this 2369-nucleotide messenger RNA. RefSeq names its product EMI domain containing 1 (gene emid1). Gene Ontology annotation, molecular function: protein binding. NCBI's taxonomy places the organism in Eukaryota, Metazoa, Chordata, Actinopteri, Siluriformes, Pangasiidae. The coding region runs from base 406 to 1842 and encodes 478 amino acids. The record is from RefSeq and is a predicted model, not a curated record. The transcript has 16 exons.